GAUGUCUCUAUUGUCGAGAUUUACGAGACGAACAAGAACCAGAACGAGAAAGACAAAUAACUAGAAAGAUUCAAGAUUCAUGUAAUCUCUUUGAUAUUACUUCUACAUAAUUACAAUUACAAUUUAUAUGACGAAAGUAUUGAUGUGAAUAUAAUUUUUAAAAUGAUUGUUAAAUUGAGGAGUAACUUAACAAAAUUAUAAUAUUAUUCGAUUCUUUUUCGAAGAAAAAGUUUUCUCCGUAUCCGCAUCAUUCUCAGCGCUUCAAUUUCUGCGUCCGUUCACGUCCCUUUUCGCAUUUUCCGAGCUGUUGUACGUGCGCCUGUUAAUGCAAUAAGCGUAUCGGCGAAAACCUUAAAUGCCGCGACCGGUGCACUAAUUUCAUUUCGAGCGACGAGUAAAGCGUUCGAUGCCACUACUUUAUUGCGUGUCCGCUUUUAAGCUUCCGGUUUCGUAUUAAUUUAUCGAAUAUUUUAUUUCGGUGGGAAGGCAUUUUGGGGAUCAAUAUUCGGUGCUCAAAAUGCUCCGGAUAUCAUAUUAAUCGAUGAAUUUCCCACGAGAGGAAAGGGGGAAAUUGCAAUUAUAACGCGGAGACCGUGUUGAAAAACCGACGCGAGCGGUUUAUCAUUCAUUAAACUACUUUCGCCUUUUAAUAAAUUCUAAUACGACACGUAACUGCGAGCGUGGCUUAUUUUAGAUGGAAGAUCAUUAUUUCGAAGCUGAUCGAUGGUGCUAAUGGAAAAAAGAAACGGGAAAAGUGAUGCGCUUGUAAUAACAUUUUAAAGAUAAUGCACUUGAAGCUUUUAUUAUAUUUUAUCUCAUAAAGUGCUUGGGCUCAAUCACGCUGCCAAUAACCGUUAUUAAUUCGCCGUGCGGCGUUUCGCCGGGAAUUUUCGAUGAUAAAAAAAUUGAAGGAGCGACGCGUCGCAACGCAGCUCCAAGACGCGAGUGGACACUCGCCGUAGGGCGACGCAUUUUCGGCACGAAGGGGUCCACAUAGCUUUCGGCAGGGCGGUGUUGCGGUGUUGCGAUAUGCCUUUAGGAACGAGUGCGGUCGAAUCAAGUUGGCAGUACUGGCGCUUCCCGCGUCGAGUGUACGCAUGGCCGCGAUGCGUGAGUGAUCGGCCGUUAAAAAAAUCGUUUCGGAGUAGUGUCGCGAUGGAAAGAAUGGCGAUUAACAAAUCCUACGAAGACGAUUACGGGAAUCCGAUGGCCUGGACGUCGGCACCUACCGAGAUGAGCGACGCGUGGCUCCAAAACAGCGAUCCUCCAAACGAAGCGAACUUUCCGGAACAGCGGCCGGCUACAGCGCAGCAACAGAAACAUCAAAAUUUGGACCGACACAAAAGCGGGCCCAGGAAAAAAUCCACAAAAGAUCCAAAAAAGAUAGCGAGCGUGUGGUCCGUAGAAUGUGCCAUGCAAUUGGGUCUGCUCCCAGAAUCAUCCCUGAAAAACAUCACCAUCGUGAAUACCUUGGACUUCGAUUCUAUGCGUAACGACAGGAGCGCAGAGAGCUUUGUCGAUCUCGAGACGAGCGAUCACGAGACCGUGCUCGAGACGAGACUGUCCAAGUUCACGAACAGGUUGAAUGCCACGUGGCCCUUGAUCAUCCCGGUGUCCGAUCCCUCGUCGAGGCCGAUUCGCAAGCGAAGCAGGCGGAAAAAGAGAUGGACGAUAACACGACGUAGGAAACCGAGGAACAGCGUAGAUGAGGAACUCAACGACGCGACGGCGGACUCGACGAUCAAGAGAUCCGCGUCGUCGCCGCUUCGACGUAAGCCGAAACGGGGGAAUCUCGGCGUGUCGACUGAUGCUUGGGAGAGAUUAUCAGACGACAACUUUUCGUCGACGCAACUUCACGCUCGGUCACGCGAUCAUGAUGAGGAUGACGACGAGGAUCGCGAGCUGUCCAAGGAUUACGGAUUGGCCGGCAGAGAGAAAGUUCGUCGCGCGACGUCGACGAGAAACGCGACGAGAGAGAUCACGCAGCCCGAUUACUCCGAGUCCGAAUAUUCCAGAUCCUACACGUCGAGUCGGCAGAAAGAGGAGUCGAGGGAGUUGUCGGAAUACCCCGAAUACUUUAUGAACGUCCUGCGUAUAGAUAACAAUACCGGGGAGGAUGAUUCCGACACUUCGAAGGACACGAAGCCAGAUUGUGAUACUUCCGUGGACGAUGCUCGUGGCAGAAGGUCCGCGAAACUCUCGGAACGCGCUCCGCGCGCGAUUAAUGUGCGUAGGAACGAAAGAACUUUGGCCGUGGACAAUAGGGUGCUAUCGAAGAGGAGGAAUCGUCAUUCUUCAAUGGACAAGAAACCUGCCAGGAACUUGCAGAAUAGGAGCAUUAGAAGAAGAAGAAGAAGAAGAAGACGGGCCAACGAAUGGAAGAAGGAAGACUCCGCGACGGAUAGUAAUUACAACUCAAAUUCGCAGGAUGACUCCUCGGCAUGCAGAUCCGACGGCAGGAAAGGGGAUGCGCGCGGAACCGCGAGAAACGGACGUAAACCUUGCGACUUGUGUAACACGCGACGACACUCCGGCAAUCUUACGAAUAACGCCUGCACGUGCAAGAGGAAUCUGCGGAACACAGCCAGCGCGAUCAUGCGGGACAUUCAGGAGCAGAUACGUGACACGGAAGUCACGCGGGAUGCCGAAAAUGCUGGCAACGCGAUUCCUGACAUCUCCGUCGAUGAUCCAAGCCAGGAACAUUCAAAAGAGAAGCUCGAUCGAGACGAUGUUUCCGUGAUGCGCGGUGAUGAGGAAGACAACGAUAAUCGACGGGAUAACGUGGAGGACCUGUUAUUCCAAGAGUCGAGACCAUCCUCUAAAAACGUCGAGCCAAAGAUUCAAUCGCCAAAUUUCACAGUGAACAGCGGUAAACGUAGGAAAAAGAGAUUAAAUAGAUGGAUGUCAUCUAUCAAUUGUGAUUUAGUCGACAGAACGCAGACAACUUACCACAGCACUUUCCACGAGUGCGAUCUCGAGUCUUCAACAACGUCGUCGCUGAAGAUAAAUAUGACGGAGAACUGGAAACCGGAAGACGGUGACAACGCCGGAAUGAUCCAUUCGUCAUUCCGGUCUUCCUUAUCCGAAGGAUGCAGCGACGAGCAUGAUAGCGCGUUGUUAUUGGCUCGAAAGAUUAUUAGCGACGAUUUGUCGAAGGACGAAAAGACCGACGAUGAAAACAAGACGAUGGGAAGCUCAUGUUACAAAUAUGAGGAUAAAUGUGACGAAACAUUGAAUAGUCAGCAGACGGAACAGGGACGUAGCAGGGAUAAUUUUAUUUACAAUUCGUCUUCGGAAGAUGAAGACACGAAGGAGGAUACGGAAUUUGAAAAUCAAUAUGACAAUCAUUUAAUGAAAGACAUAGUUACGUAUAGAAAUAAGAAUAAAGUUACCCGAAGAUCAUCGGUCGAUCAGAAUCUCGUCAAGGAUGAAAGGGAUGAUACCAAGGUCCGAACGGAAAAAGGUAUGAGAAAAACAGAAAUUCGUAGCAGAACACAUCUAGUCCACAGAAACGCAAGUGGCAAAGAUAACAACUUGGAAGAUGACAGUGAUAAAAAAGAAUAUGUUCCACAAAGAAUAACAAGGGCUUUGAUAAAGCAGAAAAAGGAUAAGGGGAAUCAUGUUGGCAAGUUAGUGUGGGGAUACUGCUCUGGAUGGUGGCCAGCUCUCAUUGUCGAUGCAGCGCAUGUAGGAAUGGUUCCGACUUCCGGCAAGUUAUGGGUAUACUGGAUCGGAGAAUCGCAAAUAUCAUUGCUCAACGAAAAGACACAAAUACAACCAUUCUCGAGGAACCUGGAACAUCGGUUGGCCCAACCUCGUAAAAAUAUUCAAUCACGCGCCAUUGACGCGACUAUACAGAUACUUCGCCAAUAUUUCGACUGUACUCUGACAAAGCCUUAUUAUUUUUGGAUACAACGGAAUAUUUCUGAUAUGGAGACACUGGACGACCUGACGUUUUACCCAUAUCCGAAAAAUAUACAAGAAAGACUAGAUGUCUUAAAGGAAAAGAACGCCAAAGUUACGGAAAAAUUUAUAUCAAGCCAGAGAAGUUCACCGGAAACAACACCGCCAAGGCAAAGCGCAGCGAAGAAGCAGAUUGCUGAUAAAUUAAAAAAUAUAAAUACGAGUUGGAAACAGAUCGAGGAUGAGCGUUUACCGUUGCAACAUCAAAAACCUGGCGUAAUUGCGUGGGCGAAAAUUGCUGGACAUUCUUGGUGGCCUGCAAUGAUUAUUGAUUACCGCGAUUGCUGCUUGAAGGAACCAAGUUUUGGUUGUCAAUGGAUCAUGUGGUAUGGGGAUUAUAAAGUUUCAGAGGUACGUCACCUAGAAUUUUUAAAAUUUCACAAAGGAAUAGACAAAAUGAAGGACUAUAUACAAAAUACAUCGAAACAAUCGUUCCUUGAGGGUGUGCUCCAAGCAUCAAAGGAUUAUUGUUCGCGUUUAGGAUGCAAGACGGAUAACUGGACUUUAACUAAUGUCAUUGAAUAUUUUUCGAAUAUGAAUAAUAUUCACGUACCAUAUAACCAAUUGCAAGUUUCAGAGUCUAACAAGAUAUAUGAUAAGUAUUCCGACGAGAUAAUAAAAAAGAUCAACGAAUUUAGAUCGAAGCCAACUGUAGAUGAUGAACGAAAGAGUGACAUAAAAGAGAGUGAUGCACUGCGGAGUGUAAUAUCAGGAGAAUCCACCAUGGAGAAAUUAUGUUUGAAAUGUUUGAAGUUUUCUAAAAGUAAAAUGGAGCAACAUCCGUUCUUUGUUGGAUCUUUGUGUAAAGAAUGCUCGAACGAGUUUAAGCCAUGCAUGUUCGUGUUUGGGAACGAUGGCAAGUGCUUUUAUUGUACCAUUUGUGCUAGCAUGGGAACGGUCAUUAUUUGCGACAGGGAAGAUUGCCCUCGUGUUUACUGCACAGCUUGUUUGAAAUAUUUGAUAUGUCCCAAAACGUAUGACGACAUGUUAUUGGAAGACCCGUGGGAAUGCUUUCUCUGUAGAGAUGAGUCUAGGCAACCUGCGAACAUGUUGUUGCAGCCACGACCGGAUUGGAAGAGCAAAGUCACCAUCAUGUUUCGCACCUGUAACUCCACAUCGGAUAAUGUGGAUCUCAAAAGUUACCAAAAGAAAAAGCGACCCAUACGCGUGCUGUCGCUUUUCGAUGGUUUGAGUACCGGUUUGCUGGUGCUUCUGAAAUUAGGACUCGACGUGGAAGUUUAUUACGCGAGCGAGAUCGACGAUGAUGCUCUAAUGGUCAGCUCCGCUCAUUUUGGCGAUCGUAUCACGUAUCUGGGAGACGUAAGAGGCAUAACGAAGGAAAAGAUCCAAGAAAUUGCACCGAUCGACUUGCUAAUCGGUGGGUCACCCUGCAAUGAUCUGAGUUUGGUCAAUCCGGCACGAAUGGGUCUCCACAAUCCUAAAGGAACGGGUAUUUUGUUCUUCGAUUAUUGUCGAAUCAAGAAACUGUUGAACAAGGCGAACAAAGGUCGUCAUUUGUUCUGGCUGUUCGAGAACGUCGCUUCCAUGCCCACCGAGUACCGAUUAGAAAUAAACAAGCAUCUGGGGCAAGAACCUGAUGUUAUAGACUCGGCAGACUUCUCACCGCAGCACAGACUGAGGCUCUACUGGCACAAUCUUCCUCUCAAUCCAUACAUGCCAUUAUUCCAAAAGCAACAAGACGUUCAGGAUAUACUGACGCCGCACUGUAAUCGUUACGCUUUAGUGAAGAAAAUACGCACGGUCACAACCAGAACGAAUUCCCUAAGACAAGGAAGCAGAGCAGAACUGAAGCCAAUUAUGAUGAGGGGUGAAUGCGACACGUUAUGGAUCACAGAGCUUGAGGAGGUCUUUGGUUUUCCGCGACAUUACACGGAUGUGAGAAAUUUGUCGGCCACAAACCGACAAAAGUUGAUCGGCAGGUCUUGGAGUGUACAGACACUUACUGCCAUAUUGCAACCUUUAUGCUCCUAUUUUAAGUGCAAUGAGAACGAGACGAGCUGAUCCGAUUGA
This is a messenger RNA of Ooceraea biroi (clonal raider ant), 5994 nucleotides long. It is a transcript of the gene Dnmt3, whose product is annotated as DNA methyltransferase 3. Gene Ontology annotation, cellular component: nucleus. NCBI's taxonomy places the organism in Eukaryota, Metazoa, Arthropoda, Insecta, Hymenoptera, Formicidae. The record is from RefSeq and is a predicted model, not a curated record. Gene Ontology annotation, molecular function: methyltransferase activity.